Schistosoma guineensis is the source of this 2190-nucleotide messenger RNA. NCBI's taxonomy places the organism in Eukaryota, Metazoa, Platyhelminthes, Trematoda, Strigeidida, Schistosomatidae. The record is from the annotation of a GenBank genome assembly.
UACUAUAAUAUAAUUUCCAAAAAAGCCUGUGUUCUAACUGUCCUAAUGAUGUUGUCUUCUUGUUCUUUUUUGUGAUCUGUUUAUGUUAAACAACUAUUAUUUAUAUGUCCUAUCUAUGUUUUCGAUGUAACAAGAGAGUUAAGUCAAAUGAGGUGUGUCGACCGAAUCUUGUUCUAAUACCUUCUCCAAAACCAUACCUUUACUCAGUGGUAAAAUUUCAUACAACUAGAUGUCUAACUGCUAGUCCAUAUAAACUUCAGGUCACGUUUGUGAUACUAAUCAACUUUACAGAUGGAAAUAGAUAAGCAUGGUCCAAACAUUAUUCACAGGUUGAUUCAUUUAACUACUAAUUCACGCCAUUACUUAUCAGCAAACAUAGGUUUCUAAUUAAGCUAUAUAGUUAAUUCUUAUACUCCAUUUCAGUUUUCAUACGUUCCGAUCGCAAGCCAGUCUUCUGAAUCAGUGAUUGAAGGAACUGGGACAACUGUUGUAUAUGUUCAAUUAACAUCCUACAUCUGUGCACAACAUUAACUGCGUUGGAAGUAGGUCGAGAGAGAGCUGUGGGUGUUCAAAGCAAGAUAUAGCAUCAAUCCCCUAGGUCAUUGAUGACUAAUAGGUGCAGAUUAUCUGGUUGGAGCCCGCAUGAUUUUUUUCUGACUGUGACUCAUAUUCCGGUGAAAAUCUUCAUGAUUAUUGGAACUGUGACUCCAAAAACUCCUAUAACAUCUGUUGUAGAUAGCUGUCAGACGCCUAGCCUAACGACAUCCUCGGUUCCUGUAUCUUCAGGUUCUGAGAAUACUAGUGGUGUGCUUCUUAGCAAUUUAUGGACUCAGCUUGACCACAUUCAAUCUACAAUUCCGGACAGAUUAUCGGUUGCUAUGUUAGAGAGUGCUGGUGUGCAAAUGGAAAACAGCGACCCACGACUUGCCCGUUUAAUCAGUCUAGCUGGUCAAAAAUUUCUGACUGAUAUCCUUUCUGAUGCUAUGCUUCAUUGGCGCCUUGCAAAUGGACAACCUACUGGGCUGCUAAACCAUCCUAGUGUGUCCACAUCUAUACCAGGUCAAGCAUCUAAUCCGUCCUCCAUAAAUCCUAUUACAACACCAACGAGCAACCCAAGUCAGUCUAUUCCACAAUCUCCAUCAUCUACUUGAUCUUCUUAGCUUUCUGCUGCCAGGUUUUCCAUUUCCGACAUGUGUUACAUACUACUUAUGUCGACAGACAUAAGUAGCAUACAUCACAGUAUAAUAAAAUGGUUUCGAUUGUCUAUUCUUAUAACUUAGUUCCAAACAAGGUUCUCGUUGAAGAAUAAUGUAUUGAUAGCGGUAUUUGUUUUCCUCUUGUAUUAUAAUAUACAAACCAGUCUGUUUGCUUUUUAAAAGUAAAACCCGGGUAAUACUAAUACUAUUAAAUUUUGUUUUAAAUUCGCACCAUUCAUGUCGACGUUCUAAGCAGAAUAGAAGUUCGUGGUAGUCUCUGAAUAUAACACUGUGGCAUGCUACUCACUUUUUACUUUAAUGCUUUAGCUUUAUUAUUGUGUUUAAGUCUUGGCCAAGAUGUUAAAAUGCCACUUCAUUGUCAUGUGCGAUCUCUUUAAGACGACUAUUUACUUGUUUCCCGUCCAUGAAGUUCCACGUCUCUCCUGUUAAUGAUGGUAGCAUAAAAACUAAAAAAUUCCAAUAUGAUGGCAGAAAUGUCAUUGAGCAAACCAGUUUUACGUUCGUGGUGGUCUAAACAUCUGGUAUACUUAGGAAACUCAUUGCAAAUUUUAGUGAAAGAAUAUUGAAUUUUCCGUCUUUAGCUCCAAGCAGUGUUUCACUUGAAGUUGCAUACAUCAUUUCGUGAAAGCUAUUCAUGCAAGAGAUCGAUAUUCCAACCACAAAACUGUAAACCUAUAUUGGUGUUGAUACCAGAUCACCUACAGAAAGGCAUCACGCAAUUACAUAAAUCUAGUUUCGUGGACAACAGAGUGUCAUCAUUAAAAGGCUAUUUCACAGAUGCUUGUUGGCAGCAAUUAACCGGUAGGACAGAUAUAAAAGGCCCCAUAAAAGUGAGAAAUCGGUGUGAGGAACGAUGUAUUUUUUUCAUCGCUUUGUCUCCGACAGAUUCCGACCUGAAUGCGACCAAUAAUGAAUUUUGCCACUAGUUAAGUGUCCUGCAGAAAGUGCGUCCGACCGAUGCUGUAGGACUAGC